This is a messenger RNA of Scomber japonicus (chub mackerel), 3144 nucleotides long. Its product is annotated as NLR family CARD domain-containing protein 3-like. The transcript is spliced from 10 exons. The record is from RefSeq and is a predicted model, not a curated record. Lineage: Eukaryota; Metazoa; Chordata; Actinopteri; Scombriformes; Scombridae. The coding region runs from base 1 to 3144 and encodes 1047 amino acids. Gene Ontology annotation, molecular function: protein binding.
AUGUCGGUGUACGCCAGGUUUCUGAUACAGCAGAGACUCAGAGGUGCAGAGGAGGGCUGGGCCAACACAGGUGAAGCUCAUUCUUCAUUAUUCCUACACAGAGUGGACCAGGAGAGCUCAGAGGUUCCCAAUGGUCAGUCUGCACAGCAGCAUCAAACAGACCUGGACUCCAUAUUUAUGCUGCUGGAGGAGAACAUCAGCAGGUUUAUGAAGAACGAGCUGAAGAAGAUGCAGAAGGUCCUGAGUCCAGAUUACCCAGAAUGCUUAGAGAGUCAGCGGGUGGAUGAGGAGGUAUUGGACGGUGAGGAAGAAGAGCAGAGGAGGACCAGCAGAGAAGCAUUUCUGAAGAUCACACUGCACUUCCUGAGGAGAAUGAAGCAGGAGGAGCUGGCUGACUGUUUGUGGAGCAGAACUAAUGCUGGUUGUCAGCAUAAACUCAAGUCUAACUUGAAGGAGAAGUUCCAGUGUCUGUUUGAGGGGAUUGCUAAAGCAGGAAACCCAACCCUUCUGAAUCAGAUCUACACACCGCUCUACAUCACAGAGGGAGGAACUGCAGAGGUCAAUGAUGAACAUGAGGUCAGACAGAUUGAAACAGCAUCCAGGAAACCAGACAGACCAGAAACAACAAUCAGACAUGAAGACAUCUUCAAAGCCUUACCUGGAAGAGGUGAACCAAUCAGAACAGUGAUGACAAAUGGAGUGGCUGGCAUUGGGAAAACAGUCUUAACACAGAAAUUCACUCUGGACUGGGCUGAAGACAAAGCCAACCAGGACAUAUACUUCACAUUUCCAUUCACUUUCAGACAGUUGAAUAUGUUGAAAGCGAAGAAGUACAGCUUGGUGGAACUUGUUCAUCACUUCUUUACUGAAACCAAAGAAGCAGGAAUCUGCAGGUUUGAAGAGUUCCAGGUUGUGUUCAUCUUUGACGGUCUGGAUGAGUGUCGACUUCCUCUGGACUUCCACAACAAUAAGAUCCUGACUGAUGUUACAGAGUCCACCUCAGUGGAUGUGCUGCUGACAAACCUCAUCAGGGGGAAACUGCUUCCCUCUGCUCGCCUCUGGAUAACCACACGACCUGCAGCAGCCAAUCAAAUCCCUCCUGAGUGUGUCAGCAUGGUGACAGAGGUCAGAGGGUUCACUGACCCACAGAAGGAGGAGUACUUCAAGAAGAGAGUCAGAGAUGAGAAGCUGGCCAGCACCAUCAUCUCCCACAUCAAGACAUCACGAAGUCUCCACAUCAUGUGCCACAUGCCAGUCUUCUGCUGGAUCACUGCUACAGUUCUGGAGGACAAAUUGAAAAGCAGAGAGAGAGGAGAGCUGCCCAAGUCCCUGACUGAGAUGUACAUCCACUUCCUGGUGGUUCAGGCCAAACUGAAGAACAUCAAGUAUGAUGGAGGAGCUGAGACAGAUCCACACUGGAGUCCAGAAACCAAGAAGAUGAUUGAGUAUCUGGGAAAACUGGCUUUUGAGCAGCUGCAGAAAGGUAACCUGGUUUUCUAUGAAUCAGACCUGACAGAGUGUGGCAUCGAUAUCAGAGCAGCCUCGGUGUACUCAGGAGUGUUCACACAGGUCUUUAAAGAGGAGAGAGGGCUGUACCAGGACAAGGUGUUCUGCUUCGUCCAUCUGAGUGUUCAGGAGUUUCUGGCUGCUCUUCAUGUCCAUCUGACAUUCAUCAAGUCUGGAGUCAAUCUGCUGGUAGAACAAACAACAUCCCAGAAGUCUGAAACUAAACAAGAAUCUGCAAUGACACAUCUCUACCAGAGUGCUGUGGAUGAGGCCUUAAAGAGUCCAAAUGGACACCUGGACUUGUUCCUGCGCUUCCUCCUGGGUCUUUCACUGCAGACCAAUCAUAUUCUCCUUCAAGGCCUGCUGACACAGACAGGAAGUAGUUCACAGACCAAUCAGGAAACAGUCGAGUACAUCAAGAAGAAGCUCAGUGAGAAUCUGUCUGCAGAGAGAAGCAUCAAUCUGUUCCACUGUCUGAAUGAACUGAAUGAUCGUUCUCUAGUGGAGGAGAUCCAACAGUCUCUGAGAUCAGGAAGUCUCUCUGCAGAUAAACUGUCUCCUGCUCAUUGGUCAGCUCUGGGCUUCAUCUUACUGUCAUCAGAAGAAGAUCUGGACGUGUUUGACCUGAAGAAAUACUCUGCUUCAGAGGAGGCUCUUCUGAGGCUGCUGCCAGUGCUCAAAGUCUCCAAGAAAGCUCUGCUGAAUGACUGUAACCUCUCAGAGAAAAGCUGUGCAGUUCUGUCUUCAGUUCUCAGCUCCCAGUCCUCUAGUCUGAGAGAGCUGGACCUGAGUAACAACAACCUGCAGGAUUCAGGAGUGAAGCAGCUUUCUGCUGGACUGGAGAGUCCACACUCUACACUGAAAACUCUCAGGCUGUCAGGAUGUCUGAUCACAGAGGAAGGCUGUGCUUCUCUGGCUUCAGCUCUGAGCUGCAACCCCUCCCAUCUGAGAGAGCUGGACCUGAGCUACAAUCAUCUAGGAGACUCAGGAGAGAAGCUACUGUCUGCAAGACUCGAUGAUUCAAACUGGAGACUGGACACACUCAGCCUGCAGCCUGCUGGAGAACGAUGGUUGACACCAGGUCUGAGGAAGUAUUUCUGUGAACUCACACUGGAUCCAAACACAGCGAACAGAAAACUCAAACUGUCUGACAACAACAGGAAGGUGACACUCGUGGAGGCUGAGCAGUCAUAUCCUGAUCAUCCAGACAGAUUUGAUCGUUGGCCUCAGCUGCUGUGUAGAGAUGAUCUGACUGGGCGUUGUUACUGGGAGGUCGAGUGGAGCAAAGCAGUUUAUGUAGCAGUGAGUUACAGAGGAAUCAACAGGAGAGGAGACAGUGAUGUCUAUAGGUUUGGAGAGCAUGAUCAGUCCUGGACUCUGAGGUGCUCUGAUCAUGGUUACACUGUCUAUCACAAUAACAUUGGAACAUCCAUCACCUCCCCGGUCUCUAACAGAGUGGCAGUGUAUGUGGACUGUCCUGCUGGCACUCUGUCCUUCUACAGAGUCUCCUCUGACUCACUGAUCCACCUCCACACCUUCAACACCACAUUCACUCAGCCUCUGUAUGCUGGGUUUGGGUUCUUUGUGGGCCAUAAUGGUUCCUCGAUUUCUGUAGGAGGGAGAGUCUCCUCUGGUUAG